Molecule: messenger RNA, 1172 nt
Organism: Macadamia integrifolia
Lineage: Eukaryota; Viridiplantae; Streptophyta; Magnoliopsida; Proteales; Proteaceae
Exons: 2
Coding region: 466-855 (129 amino acids)
Source: RefSeq, a predicted model, not a curated record
CCUUACCCAUUUCCGUUACAUUACACUUACCCUUACCCUACCCUUCUCUCUCCACAAAGGGUCUCUCUCUCUCACACACAUUUUCUGGAAGAAGAGAACUCCUGUAGUACCGGAAUUCUGUCACCUGCAACUGCAAUUCAGUCGAGAAUAUAUAUAUAUAUAUAUAUAUAUCUGUUUCAGAUCUCAGCCUUCUCCAAUCACCAUUAGCUGUAGAUAAGAGUGAUAAAGUUUCGAAGAGAGCGAAAACUUUCCCCAAUAAUAGUUGGGUUGAUUUUGUGAGUUUAUCCAUUAGCCGCGACUCCAAUAACAGAAAACCCCUUUCAGUUUCAGUUGCUUUGAUUUCUUUUUUAUCCAAUUUGCUCUUAAUAUAGACGGAAAAAGUAGUCGUCUUCUUCUGGUUGUGGCUUUUUUAGGUUUAGGUUUUCUGGGUUUCGACGGUUUAUCGUCUAUUUUUUUCCUCGAAAGAUGAGGAGAAACCAAGAUGAGCAAUCUAGGGUUUUCUCCGAGCUCUGCGCUCUCAUCUUCAGCCUCCUUCGUUCUCCUCCGAUCCCCAUAUCUAACCCUUCUUCGGGCAUGGCACCAUCUGCCACGCCAUUAAGGCGAAGGUCGAUCUCGCAGGUGUCUCCAGCUGCGUUCGCUUCGCUUCUUCUCGGAAUUUCGCUUUCUUUGAUGCUUUGUGGUUCUGUUACCUUCGUGAUUGGAUUUAUUUUAAUGCCUUGGGUUCUUGGAAUGGUCAUGUUUUUCUACUUUGUUGGGAUCGUUUCCAAUCUCUCCGUGUUGGGUCGCUCGAUUCUCUGCCCCACUGCUACAUCUGCCCUGUCCCGGAAGGAGGUGCAUGCAUGGAACUUUUUGUGAGGUUAAGCCACUGCUAGAUGAAGAUUCAAGAAGAGAAAUGUCACCACUGAAGUGAGUUGCAUUAUGAGAGGGUGAUGAACACCUUUAGGAAUUUGUAUAGUUUACAAAACUUUUAUCUUUUUGUCAUGCUGCUCUCAUCUAUCGAUACAGAUUUAGAAUUUGCCUAUCGAAGCCGAAACUAUGCUUGUGUGUUCUUGGAUGGCGACUACUGAAACUUUGUGGAUGUAUUCGACAUUGAGAAUGACUAGUGUAUUACUGAACUGAUCCAGAUGGUAUUAAAUUAGUCGAGAAUAUCUACUUAUCUGAUUCUCAUUUUA